UUCAAUGGAGAUCCAUACACCCAUCUAUUUCUCUCAUCUAACCUUUCUUUCGUUCUUCUUACUCUCUUCCUUCCUCUUUGAAAUCCAUGGAAGCAAUACAACAGAUCCUCAAGCCUACAUCGUCCACGUACAAAAGCCCAAACACACCAAAUUCCUCACCUUCAGAGAUCGGAGAAAUUGGUACAUGUCUUUCUUGCCAAACACAACCUUAGAUUCCGGUGAGCCUCGGAUGAUCUACACAUAUAGAUACGCAAUCUCUGGCUUCGCGGCAAUGUUAACUCCCGACGAAUUGCAAACGCUGAAAUCUAAACAAGGAGUAGUGAGUGCACAUCCUGACCACGAGUGCAAGCUACGAACCACCUACAGCCCGAAGUUCUUGGGCCUCAGCCGGUGGUCUGGACUGUGGCCUGACUCAGACUACGGUGCAGGUCAAAUAAUCGGUAUGAUGGACAGUGGAAUCAAGUACAGCCACCCUUCAUUCGACGACCAGCAGAUGUCUCCGCCUCCCCCACCUUCCAUAUGGAAAGGAAAAUGCUACUGGAGCCAAGGCGGAUGCAACAAGAAGAUCAUCGGUGCUGUCGGUUUCCAUCGAGGACAGCUAGUUUCGCCGUUGGACACCGAAGGGCACGGGACAACCACGGCGAGCAUAGCUGCCGGGAACAUCGUUGAUGAUGCCAAUGUCGUCGGUUAUGCAAAGGGCACGGCUUCUGGGUUAGCGCCCGGAGCUCAUCUCGCAGUCUACAAAGUCACGCCUGGGACUUCUACAGAUUUGCUUAAAGGUAUAGACCAAGCUAUCCAUGAUCAGGUACAUGUGCUCUCUAUGUCUAUAGGCUAUUCCAAGCCUAGGAAACUUUAUCGCGACGCGGUAGCAGUUGGAUCCUUUGCGGCCGUUACAAAGGGGAUCGUCCCUGUUGAGGCAGGGGGGAACGCGGGGCCUCUACCGAACAUGGUCGACGGAGCUCCAUGGAUCCUAAUGGUCGGAUCGAGCGUCAUGGACAGAAGGGUAAGAUCGAUAGUAGAGCUCGGAGACGGUCGAGAAUUCUAUGGGGAAUCGGCUUAUCAGCCAGAUAAAUUCCCUCCCACUCAGUUUCCUUUGAUUUAUCCAUACGGCAUCCUGAAAUCGGAGGAUUCGAAGAAAUGCCAGGGCGACUCUCUAAAUUUGAUCGACGUCAGGGAAAAGAUUGUGUUGUGUGAAGCGAGCUUGGAUUUUACGAAGAAUGUGGAAGUGAGCGAUCUCGUUAAAAAGGCCGGUGGCGUCGCCGUUAUAGUCAUGAACCAGCCGGGGAUGGGGAAUCGAACGGACGCGGAUGCUUUUCUCCAUCCAGCUUCUCGUGUUACCUACAACGACACAGUGGACAUUAUAAAGUACGUCGACCAAGCAUCAAACCCAACCGCAGCGAUAAAGUUCAACGGAACACAAUUUGGAUACCGCCCCGCACCUGUAGUGUCCUCAUUUUCCAAUCGAGGGCCUAACCUCUUUAACGGUAACAUAAUAAAGCCAGACUUUAUUGCACCCGGUUCGGACAUUCUCGCAGCUUGGCCAACUGAGGUGGGUCCGAAUCCUACAGGCACGGAUAAGACGUUUAUCAUGGUAAGUGGAACUUCGAUGGCUGCACCUCACGUGUCAGGGAUCGUGGCUCUCCUCAAGCACAAUCAUCGACAUUGGUCGCCCGCUGCGAUUAAAUCAGCCAUCAUGACAACAGCCUACACGAAAGACCGAGAUGGUAAUCCGAUAAAAGAUCAAUAUGACGGUACAGAUGCCGGAGCCUUCACGAUGGGAUCGGGUCAUGUGGACCCGGUGGCAGCUAAUGAUCCGGGUCUGAUAUAUGAUAAUGACCCGCACGAUUACAUCCGAUACCUUUGUGGGAUGAAACUUCCGGAUUCUGAGGUAUCCACAAUUGCUGGUAGCCCGAUUGUGUGUUCUCAAGUUCAAGCUAUUGAGCCUGAGCAAUUGAACUAUCCUUCAAUUUCGGUGUCACUCGGGGCUAAAUCGGUAUCGAAGACUGUGAAUCGAACGGUGACGAAUGUCGGUGAUGCUAACUCGGUUUACACUGUGAAGGUUGAUAAUCCAGAGGGAGUGGAUGUGGAUGUUUCCCCUAUUACCCUUACAUUCACUAAUGAAGGUGAAAAGCAAGAUUUUACUGUGACCAAAGAAGGCAAACUUUCAGAAGGGCAACUGGUAUGGGAUUCUGGCAAGUAUUUUGUGAGGAGUCCUAUUGCAGUUACAUUCACCUGA
Messenger RNA from Asparagus officinalis (garden asparagus), 2236 nucleotides. Its product is annotated as subtilisin-like protease SBT1.7. NCBI's taxonomy places the organism in Eukaryota, Viridiplantae, Streptophyta, Magnoliopsida, Asparagales, Asparagaceae. Gene Ontology annotation, molecular function: serine-type endopeptidase activity. Bases 5 to 2236 code for a protein of 743 amino acids. The record is from RefSeq and is a predicted model, not a curated record. Gene Ontology annotation, biological process: proteolysis. The transcript has a single exon.